Messenger RNA from Myotis lucifugus (little brown bat), 2398 nucleotides. RefSeq names its product zinc finger protein 79-like. Gene Ontology annotation, biological process: regulation of DNA-templated transcription. Lineage: Eukaryota; Metazoa; Chordata; Mammalia; Chiroptera; Vespertilionidae. The coding region runs from base 205 to 546 and encodes 113 amino acids. The transcript is spliced from 5 exons. The record is from RefSeq and is a predicted model, not a curated record.
UUCCAGAAUCAUGAUCUCCAGACCCUAACCUUUCCCAAGAGGAAAGCACAGGAGAGGAAGGAAUGGGAAUGGUGACUAGUCUCCUCACAGCAGGGCCACAUAAAACCUGGGACGCAAUGGGUGAUACUACGGAGGAAGAAUGAAUAGGCACUUGGAUUUGUGGGGAAGGAGAACACCCAGGUUUCUGGGCGGCCAACUAGGUGAAUGGAGGGAUCCACGCCCUUCAGCAAUGUGACUGCAGCUUUUACUCACAAAGAGUGGAGGCACUUGGUCCGAGCUCCAAGGAAAGGGUUUGAGGAGAUACCAGAAAAGUCCAGGAACCUGGUCCUACUGGGACUUCGUUUCCCAGCCUGGUAUCAACUCCCAGCUGGAACAAGGGAAAAGCCCAUGGAUGCUGGAGGGAGAAGGCCUAAGGAGUACCUGUCCAGCUCCAGGCGCAACACAGCUUACCCGAGGUUCCCUGCAGCCUGCUUCAGCUUCCAGCUGCCCUUCCAAGGUGGUCCUGGCGUGGCUCACACCUGCUCCAACAGCCGCUCUGGGCUCUGAAGUGGCUUCACCUCUGGACUCCUCACAGCCUGAUUCCACUCACACGUCUGCCAAGAUGGUCCCAGCGCAGCUUGCCCCUGGGACUUGUGGCUCACACCCACCACAACUAAACCUCCAGGCCCCAUUGUGACUUUCCCUGGACUCCGCAGCCUGAGCCCCUCCAACUGGCCUGCCAAGGCACGUCAGAGCACCUGUCCUCAGGACGCCUGCAGCUCCUACACAGGCCACUCCAGAAGGUGCUGUUUUGCCUAAUUCAUAGAAACAGUCAAACGAGACAGAGAAAUAUGUCCCAAAUGAAAGAACAGGACAAAAUCCCAGGAAAAGAAUUAAAUGAGAUGGAGACAAGUAAUCUACCAAAUAGAGUUCAAAACACUGGUUAUAAGGGUGUUUAGUGAACCCAGGAGAAUAGAUUAACUCAGAGAGAAUCACAAAGAGGAAGACAUAUAAAGCAACUAGGUACGUACAAAGGAGACCCCAUAAAACUAUCAGCUACUUUUCAGAAAUUUUGCAGGCCAAAAAGGAAUGGUACAAUAUAUUCAAAGUAAUGAAAGGGGAGGGAACCUGUAACCAACAAUACUCUAUUGAAGGCUAGUUUCCUAGACAAGCAAAAGCUAAACCAGCACCGGAGAAAAAGAAAAUUAGGUGGAAAAGAAAAUUCCUUAAACUAAAAGUAAGAAAAUGUAAGGGUGACCUCAGCAUUAUGGCAGUGUGUGGAAACUCCUUUGUAUCUCCCCUUACAUCGGCAAUCCAAUGAAGCCUGAGAUGUCCAUGCAUCUGAAGGCAGGGGUAUUGGAAUGCAUAGGGGAGGCCGGAUUGGAGCAAGAACAAGGGACAGUGCUUUAGAUGCAGUUCGGUGGCCCCACAUAACACAGUAGCAAGGGAGGUGUUGGGGUGUGCCCCCACACUAUGGCCUGCAAAAACAAUAUUGGUGGCCAAGAAUCUGGCUCCCUUCCUCUCCCCCCACUUGCAGCAGAACCAGGUAGCAGCAGUGAUGGUGCCCAUUAGGAACAGGAGGCAGCCCUGUGGUUGUGUGAACCCAGCUCCUGCCCACCCACUCCAUGGUGGUUACGCCCAAGACUGAGGGGACCCAGACAUAUAGUGGGGACACCUAUAACAACCCCUGAAGCACACACAGCACAAGAAAAAAAACCCUGAAAAUAGCACUAUGUCACCUUCUACUGAUAAACAAAACAGAGCCUCUAAUUAUCAACCUAUUGAAUCUUUAAGAUCAAAACAGUAUCUAAACAAGGAAAGAAUCCACUGCCUCAAAUGCACAGGCAGAGGAAUGAUCCCUUAAGUACCAUGAACAACCAGGGUAGCAUGUAACUUCCAAGUGUCCAGAAACCAAUCUGAAAGACAUGGAAGACUGAUAUUCAAGAUUCCUGCCAUGAAGAAACUCAACAUACAAGAAAACUGAGAGGCAGUUCAGGUAAGGUCAGGAAUAAAAUUAGUGAACAAAAGGAGUACUUUACCAAAAAGAACCAAACAAAUUCUGCAGCUGAAGAACUAUCACUAAAUGAGAUGAAGAGCACAUUAAGCUCCGGCCGAUGGCUCAGUUGGUUAAGUGGAGCUUCUUCCCAUACACAUAACAAGGAAACAGAAUUUCCGGAGGAUGAGGCCCAGAAAUCAGGAUUUUAAAAAGAUUCCCAGGUGAUUCUAAAUGUGCAGCCAAGGUUGAGAACCACUGCCAUACACCAAACAGGUUGCGGACUGGAUCCCUUGCGGCACAUACAGGAGGCAGCUGAGUGUUUCCCCUUUCCUCUCUAAAAAUCAAUGUACAUAUCCUCAGGUGAGGAUUAUCAAUAAAAUAAAUUUAAAAAAAUUGGAAAUACAAUAAACCAGAUGGAAGACA